Mizuhopecten yessoensis (Yesso scallop) is the source of this 7177-nucleotide messenger RNA. Its product is annotated as E3 ubiquitin-protein ligase MARCH8-like. Gene Ontology annotation, molecular function: zinc ion binding. The record is from RefSeq and is a predicted model, not a curated record. NCBI's taxonomy places the organism in Eukaryota, Metazoa, Mollusca, Bivalvia, Pectinida, Pectinidae. The transcript has 4 exons. The coding region runs from base 97 to 855 and encodes 252 amino acids.
GACCAAAUAUAAACCGGCCAAAACUGGUGACAGCUGAAAGUCGACGGGACUGGAUCGCGUCGGAUUGUUAUAUCUCAUUCAAGGAAUGUGUUAUUCAUGAAGACAAAUACAGAAGAAAUGGAGGAACCUGAUUUCAAUGUGUUGAACCUUGCUCAGGUAGCAAGCUCAAACUUGACUGUUGCGAGUAUCCACACUAUCGGCACUAUAAGCAUGAGCAGUGCCAACCUUACACCCUUACCUCAGAAAAAGUUGUUCUACUCCAGAGAAGCAUCCGUCACAGGGACAGACCUUCUGCCAAUUUGCAGGAUCUGUCAACUACCCGGAGACAUAGCCGAUCCGCUCUUCUCUCCUUGUAGAUGUUCUGGAACACUAGGCUUCAUCCAUUACACAUGUUUGAAGAGGUGGAUCGAUAUAUCGACCAGGAAGACGAAGAAGCAGCCGCGUUGUGAACUCUGCCACUACCAGUUUCACAGACACAAGCGCUUCAAGUUCAAGAACUGGAGGUGGCCAAAAGUGAACACAAGAGACAAGAUACUCCAUAUCAUAUUCUUUCUGAAUCUCCUCAUAAUGAUUGGCUGUGCAAUAGCUACAGUGAUGUGCUUUUUAUCGGACAAAGGGCAGAUAACCAAGUUUCCCAAGAACAAGGUGGAGCUAACGCUGGAGGAAAUCAUCACCCUGGCGUGUGGUGUCAUGUUUUUCGUGGCUUUCUUCAUCGCAAUGACAGUAGAAAUAAAGGCCAAGCACACAGUCUACAAACUAUGCAUGAAGUUCAUAGUGCACAACACGGAGUGGAAUGUUGACUCGUACGAUCGUAGCAAGGACCCUGGGCUCAAGGUUGCUCCUCAAUAUGUCUGAUAUGCUCCAUCUGUAGGGCCUGUUUCUCUCAGGUUAUAAAUGUCUCAUACAGAGAAGUCAAGGUUAAUUUUGGUAGUCAAAGGAAAUAUAGAUAAAUUAUGCUUUAGGAAAAAAUAUGACUCGUGACCGCAGUGAAUUAACCAUAUUCAAGUACACACUAGUAACAAUACACUGCUUAUAAAAUAUCAGAGAUAUACCUGAUAGUAUUUUUGUUUUAAUUAGUGAUCAUGAAUCACAAUAAUCUCUGUCCUUAUUUACCAACAUAUGGGUAAAUAUUAUAUUGUAUCUGCUAUAUAACUGCUCAGGAGUCCUAAGAUAAAUUCGAGAGGAUAAUGAUUUUCUUACUUUGUUAGAUAAGUGAAAGAAAGUGGUAACAGUUUUAGCUGUUUGAUUUUAGUAAACUUUAAGUUUCUAACUGAAUGGAAUGAAAUCUGAACGAGUAUUGACAUACAAAUGUAUUUCUUUAAAGUAAGUAAAAAAGUGUGUUAAAUGUUAAAAUCUCAGGAAAACAGUGUCUCGGAAAAUGUUACAAUUGGUGCCUUAGGUAGGUUGUCACACUCGUUACCAUUAGGAACGGGAAUGUUGCUGAUCUCCGUAUUUUUGUUUAAAUUACUGUGUGAGAUGGGAGAAGGGUACCCUCUAAACAUCUAUAUACUGUAUACGGGGAUAUUUUCACUGCAGUUCAAUUUUUCGCAAUCAGUAAUGAGAGCAAAUUUAUAAUAACAGCAAACAUUUGUCAACAACAUUAUACAUCAAAUCUAUAACAGAGUAAUAAGAUGUGAAGGGCAGAUUUGAUAUUGGGCGAACAUAGAUUUUGCCUUUGAACGGUGAAAAUUUGACUGUGCUAAAAGUGUUCCUGAUAUACAGUUAUAUGUUGUACGUUGUCCAUGCAGCAAUGCUAUAUCUACAUAAUUACUAUAACGGUUCUAUUCAUUGCCCAUAUUUCAGUUAUUGUCCACACCCUACUCCAACGGUGAAAAUUAUCAAAGAAAAACAGCUGUCUAGUAUACCCUAUUGCAGAAUUUUGAAAAAAAAGACAUUACACAAUCACAUUUCCCUCCCACACAUCUGCCUUUGUGAGUGUUGCUUAUGUUAGUCCAUUUAGCCUGGAACCUAUCGUUUUCUCACAUGUAGUUAAAACCACCUCACCCCACCCCACAUCCACCAAAAUGAAUUCUGCUUUCUCAUUUGUUAGAAUCUCCCUUCCCCCACAUUCUGCUUUCUCUUUUGUUACAAUCAUUGCCCCCCCNNNCCCCCCUCCCCCUAUGAUUUUUCAUGGGUCGUAAUAAAUAAUAUAAUUCCCCAGGCAGUUGAUAGAACCAUUCCAUGUCUGACUAAUUCACUCAGGUUGGUGCUUUUGUCACUGAUGUAAACAUGUAUACAGGUAUGCACAAGAAGAUGUAAGGAGAAAUACUUGACAACUUGACAGUGGUUUUGUAGAAUGUGUACUGUUGGUGCUACUAAAAGCAAUACAUUGUAAAAAAAUAAAUUUCAUAGACAAUGAUCACAACCCAAUACCAUUACAUGUGCUAAACUAGCUGCUUUUGAAGUGUUGAAGAUGAAGGAAGGGUGCGUUCACAUUUAUGGAGUGAAUAUUUUGUAUGUAUAUGUUUUGCUGAACCUGUUGCCAUAGUGUUGAUAAAUGCCUAAGACACAAUGUAAAAUUUCCUGUAGACACUGGGAGAUUAUUGGGGAAAGUUGCUACCCAUAUAUGUGCCUUGACAUUGAAAUUGUGAGAUUUUUUUUCCUUAUAGAUGCAUAAUUAAUUAAUCAAUAUUCAUAUGAGGCAUUUCACUUACAGAAAGUUGAACUUUGAACUUUCUACCUGAUCAAUUUCUGCCACAGGAACGGAUACUGUGAUUCUAACUUGAUCAAAGUCACAUUACUGUGGAACGCCAGUAUGACAUGCCUCAUGUGAAAGUGCUUCAUGCAACAUUCUGCAUGCGAACAUGCGUCUUGCGAAAUGCAAACACACCUAACACGUUUCGCAUAAAGCAUGUAGCAUGAAGCACUUUGCAUGAAGGAUGUUGCACCGCCUUUCCAUACAUUACAUAACAAAUCACUUGAAAUAUCAUGACACUGUGUGUCCUGUGUAUUGUUUAAAUACUCUUAAAGAUUGUUUUAUUACUGUUAAUAAUCGUCUUUUUUUGUUUAUAUGUCAUCACCUUAAGAAAUUUUAAUACCAGUUUCUGAUUGGUUUGUAAAGGCCCUUUCAAUAAUUAAUGCAGAUGAUAAAUGUAAACUAGCUUGUUAAACAUUUUGGGGGAAGUGGGGAAAUUAUUUUUGAACAAAAUAGUAUAUUCAUCGACCAUAAAAGCUUGUGGAUUCCUGACCGUCCAUACAAAUUAUGUCGUUUAGCUAGCUAUGGUGGUUAUGUAUUUUGUCUAACCUGUGUAACAGGAUUUCUGAAAGGGCCUUUAUUGUGAUUAAAAAAUAAUCCAAAAGAUGAUACAAAGACAUAUUUUUUGUUACUUGGCCUUGGCAUUAUUAAGUGUUAGCCAAGUCUGACACUGAUGUAAAACCUUGAAAUAUUAUGAUAAUAUGGUUGGAUUGAAAAACACUUACCUGCUCAGUAUAACCAUAGUUUAUUUCUGUCUGUACCUGUCGACUAUUUUUCACUUGUGAAUGAAUGUUAAGAACACUUACUGAAUGGCUGUGAUAUUUGUAGAAGUGCGAGGUUGUUGAGAAGAAGCUCUAGUGUGAUAGCUUGUGCAGAAUGUACAAGGCUGCAUUAGCUUGUACAUUAGAAUCUUCUAAAAAAAAAGGGCAAUUGUAUGAUGAUUGAUGUGUUUUUGUUAUAAUGUUUUUAAAUUUUGUUUUGCAAAGAUCUUCUGUGUCAAAUUUUCGCGUUAAUUGUUCCAAAUAACAAUUGAUAUUUGGUAUUAUUAUGAAGUAUAUUGGAUUCAUGAUAGUUAAUGAUAAGUUUUACUUAUAUUGAGCUUGAGGUAUUUUCCCUGUAGUUAAGAUUCUCCCCAUUUUUGUCCCUUUUCUAUCUGUACACUGAUCUCUAUCCUUCUUCUGUCCUAGGGACGUCCCUUUACCAGUGUGACUAUAGUUUGACAACUGGAAACCAUGUAGUAUUCUCCCUUACAUAUCCACAGAUGAAUUUAUUUUUUACCUUUAGCUGCAGGGGUGUUCAGUUUCAUAUUCAGAGUACAUGUAUUUGCCUGCAGACAGAUUUGACAAAUAAUACUACCCCAACUUAUAUUUGAACUCAUUCACCCCGGGCCCAGAAAGCACAUUUGAACUCUUCCCAUUCGAAGGUUGGAAAAGGUCAUUAUGAAAUGUCAGGGGUGAAUGCGUUAAAGGUAAUUUGUGAACAUUUUCACCAACCGUUACAAAAACUUGACUAGCCCUGGGCAUCAGGCCCCUAAGCUGUUUGAUCAAACCCCUGUCAGACUGGUGCUUCCCAAAAAGGAUGAUUAGCAUAUCGGUCAAAAUGUGCUUGUAUUGAGCAUGCAGAAUUGACACUUUAUUUUAGAGAAUGCCUACAAGUUAAUUCAAAAUUUGUCCAUGCAUCCUAAUGUUGUGCUGGCCAUGGUCUGCAUUUGAAGUACAUUCCAGAAUGAGACUGGUUAGAUGCUUUACUCCCAAGCUUUGGCUAAUCUUUGCUCACUUAGCUAGGUUGUCUCAUCCUUUCCGAUUGUAAUGUCAUUAAAUAUUGUUGUCAAUAGAACAAGCUCUAGUGCAACUCUAUAGACAUAACUCUCUUUCAUUAGCCCUUUCACCUCUAGGUAACUUUAUUAGAUUCUACCAUACAGUAAUCUGGAUGAGUCCAUUCUGGUCUACAGUGGUGAAAGGGUUGAGGAUAAAUGUAACUUAAAUUAUUCACCUCUUGAAUUACCCCGGUACUCUUUAAUAAAUUUACAAAAAAAAACAUGAAUUCUACCUUUAUAUUGAAAAAUAAAUUGCAUAUUAUUUAAGUUUUAAUAUUAUAUCUGAAAUAAGUAAACUUUUCUUAUUGUGUAAGGGAUGGGAUUUGUUAAUGCUAACUUUUUGUAGUAAGGGAGAUAAUCAUACAAAUCACAGGAAAUGAUGCCUAAAGUAGCAUAUCACCUUAAUUACAUGUAAUCUCAUCGCAAUCUUUAAUCCAAAGUGCUAUGUGAAUGUAAAGUUGUUUGUAUAUAUGCUAGCCCUGUGUUAUAACACAGGGGUAUAUGUUUUGAAAUAGUGUAGAUUUUGUCUUUUUGUAUAAAUAACAUGAACAAUUAAUAAUACAUGUAUAGAAAUGUGAUGUUAUUGCCUGGUAUCUGUUUUUGUGGGUAUUUGAAUACCAGUUUAAUGAUAAUUAUACAAAUGUAUAUAUAUGUGAUUUGCUACUGACAUACAUGUAUGUGGUAACUGUGCUAUGUCUCCUAUACAUUUGUGUGUGCUUACAAUGUAAAUAAACGUAGUGUGUAGAAACCCGUACUAAGUGUUAAUCAUUGUAGAGAUUUUACACUCAAAUAUUUCAUUAUAAGCAUUGGUCUUGGUGUUAAACUUUGCAACAAUAUUUUUAAACCACCAUUGAUUAUUUAUCAAAAACUUUUAAAGGGGAAUGACACUGUUUGAUAUCAUAGAAUAUGUUUACAUUUUGUUUUGGUUCAAUGUAUAAAUAUAGAUAUUUAAUACAGUCUAACUGUUUGGGAGAGUUUGUGUAAAUUUGAACAAAUAUAAUCAACAGAUGAUUUGGUAGAGGAGUCGGGUUACUGUUUCUAUCGAACCUGUACAGUAUAUAUGUAUUAACCGCAUAAUCUUACAGUGCUUUUUGUAUUGAUUAUUUUGUUUUAAGUUUAUAGUGCACAUCUGUGUUAAGGUUAUGAGGCAGACUCGGUACAAAUCAUUUAAUGUGUUAACACAUCUAAUUGAGCUGUUUAUUGAAACAUCAAUGGAUCUAUAAAAACCAGUUUAUUCUUUUUAUCUAAUAGGUGAAUUACUAUUACUGAGAUUUGAAACUGAGACUCAUUUUUCUCUGCAAGAUGUAGUGAUGAAUAUUCAGGAAAUUGUCAAAUUCUUUAACAUCUUUUAGUGGUGUAAAAGAUUUGUAUUUGUAUUUUUUUUUAUCUUACGUUAUAUGCUGAUUUUUAUGUGGUCCCAGGUUCUGUAUAACAUGAAAGUUGAGUCACACCAUGUAGUUCUGGUUGAGUCACACCGUGUAGCUACAGUUUAGUCACAAUUCGUAGCUAGAUUUGAGUCACUGUGUAGCUACAGUAAAGUCUCACCACAUAGCUAGAGUUGAGUCACAUUGUUUAGUUACAGUAAAGUCUCACCACGUAGCUAGAGUUGAGUCACAUUGUUUAGCUACAGUAAAGUCACACUACGUAGCUAGAGUCGAGUCACACCGUGUAGCUACAGUAAAGUCUCACCAUGUAGCUAGAGUCGAGUCACACCGUGUAGCUACAGUAAAGUCCAACCACAUAGCUAGAGUUGAGUCACUCUAUGUAAGCUACAGUAAAGUCUCACCACGUAGCUACAGUUGAGUCGCACUGUGUAGCUACAGUAAAGUCUCGCCACGUAGCUAGAGUUGAGUCGCACCGUGUAGCUACAGUAAAGUCUCACCACGUAGCUAGAGUUGAGUCACAUUGUUUAGCUACAGUAAAGUCACACUACGUAGCUAGAGUCGAGUCACACCAUGUAGCUACAGUAAAGUCUAACCACAUAGCUAGAGUUGAGUCACUCUAUGUAAGCUACAGUAAAGUCUCACCACGUAGCUAGAGUUGAGUCGCACUGUGUAGCUACAGUAAAGUCUCACCAUGUAGCUAGAGUUGAGUCGCACCGUGUAGCUACAGUAAAGUCUCACCACGUAGCUAGAGUUGAGUCGCACUGUGUAGCUACAGUAAAGUCUCACCAUGUAGCUAGAGUUGAGUCACUCUAUGUAGCUACAGUCAAGUCUAACCACAUAGCAAGAGUUGAGUCACUCUAGGUAGCUACAGUAAAGUCUAACCACAUAGCAAGAGUCGAGUCACUCUAUGUAGCUACAGUAAAGUCUCGCCACGUAGCUAGAGUUGAAUCACAUUGUUUAGCUACAGUAAAGUCACACCGUGUAGCUACAGUAAAGUCUCACCACGUAGCUAGAGUUGAGUAACAUUGUUUAGCUACAGUAAAGUCACACUACGUAGCUAGAGUUGAGUCACAUUGUUUAGCUACAGUAAAGUCUCGCCAUGUAGCUAGAGUUGAGUCACACCGUGUAGCUACAGUAAAGUCUCACCACGUAGCUAGAGUUGAGUCACAUUGUUUAGCUACAGUAAAGUCACACCGUGUAGCUACAGUAAAGUCUCACCAUGUAGCUAGAGUUGAGUCACACCGUGUAGCUACAGUAAAGUCUAACCACAUAGCAAGAGUU